GCUAUUGGUAAUCACGAAUUUGAUUCAGGGGUCAAGGGCCUGUCUCCAUUCGCACACAGCAUAGAUUUCCCUCUGCUAGCCAGUAAUAUAAAUGUCAGCAACACGCCAGACCUGGACGUGGUCAAGAAAUCAACAAUUGUUAAAGUCAAGGGGCAGAGAAUUGGUAUUGUUGGCUACACUACAACUGAGACUCCUUACAUUUCUUCACCAGAAACGGUUGUAUUUACUGAUGAACUUGGACCAGUUCAGGCAGAAAUAGAUAAACUUGUGGCACAGGGGAUAAAAAUAAUCAUAGCAUUGGGUCACUCUGGCUAUUCAAUGGACAUUGAGCUGGCCAAACGCUUGACGGAUGUGGACAUCGUUGUGGGCGGACAUACCAAUACAUUUUUGUAUAGUGGCAAAGAUCCUUCAGAUGAGAAAGCUGAAGGUAAAUACCCAACAGUAGUUAACAAUAUACACGGAGGACGAAAGGUGUUGGUCGUGCAAGACUAUGCAUUUGGGAAAUAUCUGGGAGAGCUCCAUGUCACGUUUGACGACAAAGGGGAAGCAACUGCAUGGUCAGGAAAUCCUAUUCUGCUAGACAAAUCAGUUGCAAAGGAUAAUGAAACAGAGGAGCUGGUUGCAAAGUAUAUACCAAAGAUUGAGGCUAUGAAAAGUACCAUCAUUGGUGAAGCUUUUGUUGACCUACUGGCUGAUAGAGUCCGCUGCAGAACCACAGAAUGUAACCUGGGCAACCUGGUGACAGAUGCUGUAGUGCACCAGAAUUUACAACACACAGACCCAGAGUCCUGGACUGAUGUAGGCAUUGCCCUUGUCAACGCUGGUAGUUUCCGAUCUUCUUUACCAAAAGGAAACAUCACAAUUGAAAAAGUGAUAUUUGUGCAGCCGUUCAGAAACACAAUAGAUGUUAUAGAGAUACGUGGACAAACUCUCCUGGAAAUGCUGGAGUUUGCUGCUUCUAAAUGGACUGAAGUUCCCAGUGAUGCCUUUGGAGGUUUUCUGCAGGUUUCAGGUUUACAGAUUACGUAUGACAUGAGUCGUCCAGUCGGAGAAAGAGUAGUGGAGGUUCUAGCAGUCUGCACCAAAUGUAGAGUUCCCACAUUAGAACCUCUUCAGCCGCAAAAGAUAUAUAAAGUCCUCACAAGUGGUUAUCUCAUAAAUGGAGGUGAAGGUUACAGUAUGCUUCCUGGUGCGAUCCUCAGCAGACAUGCCACUGAUACGCUUGACACAGAUAUUCUACUGAAAUUUAUUAAAUCCCGCACACCAAUAAUCAUGGGCUUGCAGAAUCGAAUCCGACAUUUGAAAGACGUCAGCUCCAAGCUGUGUGGUGGAGCAGGCCAGAUUAUGCCAUCAGUAUUUACAAAACUGAUCAUUCCACUGAUAUAUCUAUGGACUAAAUACGUAGUCUAG
Molecule: messenger RNA, 1410 nt
Organism: Candidula unifasciata
Lineage: Eukaryota; Metazoa; Mollusca; Gastropoda; Stylommatophora; Geomitridae
Source: the annotation of a GenBank genome assembly